UCUAUGUAAAUUUAUAGUCUGCCUAACCAUGCCUCCUUCUUUUGACUCGACUGCUAGUAUAUAUUGUCUACUGAUUCGAAAGUCAAGUACUACAACUGCAGACCGGGCUCUUGGAAAAUUUCACAUUGCAAGAGGAAGAAGCGAUGGGAGUUGCAGAGAGAAAUGAAGAUGUAAAAGAAGUGGAGAUUGAGCAGGAGAUCAGAGAUAGAGAUAAAGGACCUGAAUCAGUGGAGACAAAGAAAAAGAAGAAGAAAAAGAAGUCGGGGGUGCGUGAGGAAGAGCCCUCGGGUUCACCAUCUUUAAAUGGCACAGAGGAAGUAGUCACAGCCGGAAUUUCUAAGGAAGACGACAAAGAAGUUGGGCAGGUGGAGAAUGGUGCUUUAGAUGUUCUAUCAGAUGCUGCAAAGAAGAAGAAAAAAAAGAAUAAGAAGAAGAAGGAACCUUUAGAACAGACUGAUCCGCCUUCAAUUCCUGUACAUAAUCUUUUUCCAUCCGGAGAUUUUCCAGAGGGGGAAAUUCAGCAAUAUAAGGACGAUAAUUUAUGGCGAAUAACAUCUGAAGAGAAGCGGGAACAAGAACGAUUAGAAAAGCCUAUCUACAAUGCCGUGCGUCAAGCAGCAGAAGUGCAUCGUCAGGUUCGAAAGUACAUCAGGAAUUAUAUAAAGCCAGGAAUCCUUAUGAUUGAUUUGUGUGAAACAUUGGAAAACAUGGUGCGCAAAUUAAUUCAAGAAAAUGGACUCCAAGCAGGCAUUGCCUUUCCUACCGGUUGUUCACUGAACUGGGUUGCUGCGCAUUGGACACCAAACUCAGGUGAUAAGACUGUUCUUCAGUAUGAUGAUGUCAUGAAAUUGGACUUUGGAACACACAUUGAAGGACAUAUAAUUGAUUGUGCCUUUACGGUAGCAUUCAAUCCAAUGUUUAACCCACUCCUUGAGGCUGCAAAGGAGGCUACAAAUACUGGCAUUAAGGAAGCUGGCAUCGAUGUUCGUUUAUGUGAUGUUGGUGCAGCAAUCCAAGAAGUUAUGGAGUCCUAUGAAGUUGAAAUUAAUGGCAAGAUGUUUCAAGUUAAAAGCAUCCGGAAUUUGAAUGGGCAUAGCAUUAAACCUUAUCAGAUUCAUGCUGGAAAGUCUGUUCCUAUUGUGAAAGGAGGAGAAGCCACAAAGAUGGAAGAGGGGGAGUUGUUUGCGAUAGAGACAUUUGGUUCAACAGGAAAAGGGUAUGUCAGGGAAGACUUGGAAUGCAGCCAUUACAUGAAAAACUUUGAUGCUGGGCAUGUUCCUUUAAGAUUAACCCGAGCAAAACAACUUCUUGCGACAAUAGAUAAGAAUUUUUCAACAUUACCUUUCUGCCGGCGUUAUCUUGAUCGCCUGGGAGAAACAAAAUAUUUGAUGGGACUGAGGAGCUUAUGUGAUGCAGGAAUUGUUGAGCCAUGCCCUCCUCUAUGUGAUAUAAAGGGAAGUUAUAUAGCACAAUUUGAACAUACUAUUCUGCUUCGACCAACCUGCAAAGAGGUUAUAUCCAGAGGUGAUGAUUAUUGAUGAUUUUUCCUCUCCAUUUGUCAUCUAAUACUUCACAAGCUUAUUUUAAACUUUGCUGAUUGGACAUUUUAAAUAGCCACACUUCUGGUAAGGAGUGUGCUGAUGUCCAUGCUCAUGGUUGUAAUAUUUAUCAUAUUCGUACAAGUCUCUAUCUGGCCAGAGGGCUUGUAAAUGCUACAAAUCAUCUCCAUUUUCUUGUCAAUUCUAAAGUUUUCAUCCAUGUUAGUUUGUGACAUAGAAAUUGUCUAAUUUAUACAAACAAGUGAUACAAGAUGUAGUGCAGAAAAUUCAGUAGAUCCCCUUUUAUAUAUUUAUGUGCACUGGGGCAUUGAGCAGUUGCCUGCUAAUCGUUAAUUUUAUUUUUUUUGCUUGCUAAUGGUUGUAGACAAGAAGGUGAUGGAUUCCCUUAUUCAAGAAUCACUAUAUACUAUUACAACAGAUGUAUUGUCUUAUUUAUUUAUUUAUUGUCAAGAGGUUUGGUA
Cryptomeria japonica (Japanese cedar) is the source of this 2020-nucleotide messenger RNA. RefSeq names its product methionine aminopeptidase 2B. Gene Ontology annotation, molecular function: metalloaminopeptidase activity. Gene Ontology annotation, biological process: proteolysis. The coding region runs from base 144 to 1538 and encodes 464 amino acids. The record is from RefSeq and is a predicted model, not a curated record. NCBI's taxonomy places the organism in Eukaryota, Viridiplantae, Streptophyta, Pinopsida, Cupressales, Cupressaceae. The transcript is spliced from 12 exons.